GCCGCUGCUUAUGGUGGAAAUGUAAUAGAUAUAAGUACAGAGCUCGUGAGCGAACUAAAAACGCGAUAGAGAAGUAGAGAGAGGAUGUUCCGUCCUUGUCUAAUGACGCGCACUUGUACAGGAAAUAUGUAACAGCGGUAUACGAGCAGCGUCAGUGUCCACUAGUGUGCAUGCCUGAUUAAACAAGGACAGGAAGUAUCUAUACAUGGUGUUCUCUUUCUAUUUCCAUGUUGCAUCCAUCUUACUAUACAGUACACACACUCAGCUAUUCUAUCAUUAUAUUUGUGCGUUGCUUAUGUGUGAACCAAACAUUUCCAUGACAACAAAUCGUUUGUCUCUUGUUUGAUGCUCGGUUUUCAACAGAGUUGAAAGAAUUUUUUAAGAGAAACGCAAUGGACGGGUUGUUUUUAAAGCAAUAAACGGAAAUUCUCGUAUGCAUUGAGAAACGAUAGGCGAUUUGAAAGUGUCACUAUGAACGGUGAUUUAUCGAUGCAAGGUAGUAUGAAUAAGAUAUUUUAUAAUCUGCGAAAAAAGGUAAGGAAUAUUCUAGAUUUUAGAUUUUAGAAUUUCCACGUCACAGACGAGUGUGUUUUGUUAUUUGAUUUGUAAUAUUGCUGCAGUUCUCUUAAUAGCUGUUCGUUUCAUGCGAUACUCGCACAUAGUAUCUAUGACUUUUGCUUCUAACAAUUUUUAUAAUUAGGCUGUAUCAAAUAUUUUUAACGUUCGUGUUUCAUGAAAAAUCAUGUGUAACUCGUUGAAUUCGCAAAUGUAACAAAAAAUUACAUGAAAAACCUUAUAUUAUUGUAAUGAAAAAAUAAUUAUAUUAGGAGGAGAGUCGUAUUUCGGAACGUCAUCGGAACAUAUUACACCUUGUAUGUGAUUAUUUGGAACACAAUGGAAAUCAGUGGACAUCAUGGAGAGAGAAGGCGAAACCAAAUUUGAAAAUUCGACAUCGGUAAUUCAGUAGUUAAGAAUAACUCAAUCGAUUAUGUAGAUUAACUAGUUAUAAACAAAUAUAUGAAGUAUAAAUUCAAAUUAUUCUUAUCCAUCUAAAAAUUGGAAAUUAAAAAGCAGAAGACAAGAAAUUAUCUUCGAGGAUUUAUAUAACGUUAGCGAUGUAUUAUUCCGGGAAGCUCGUCUAUCUCCCGAACAUCGGGUUUGCGACAACAUCGAUUUGGAAAUUAUCGUUGCAGAGUAUGAAAAUUAUUACAAGAUGAAAUUUCAAAAAUAUCCCAUAUUGUGUAAGAAAAUAACUGGAAGGGAAAUGACGAGGGAAGUGACAAAUGCAAGCAAAACUGUUUGUAGAAGUAUUGAGACAAAAGCCAAAUCUGUUAGUAAACAAGCGAGAAGUGAGCCUGUGAAAGAGACGAAUCUACAGCAGAAGAUAACUGAUGACAAUACGAAUCAUAUUAAUCUCGCAAUGACAGUGACGUCAAUAUUCCCCAAUGAGAAUGAUGGACGUUCAUCAGAAGAGCUAUUUAACGUCCCAAUGGAACAAUCCAUGCAAUCGAAGAUAUUGAAAUGCGUUGAAAAGCUUUAUUCAGAUAAUCCGGAAUUACGAAAGAUUGCUGAGGACAUCUCAUGCGAGAUCAUAGUAAACAAAUUAAAUGUACAUUGGGAUGACGUUAUAGGCCUAGAGGAAUGUAAAACCGCUGUUAAGGAGGCCGUUGUGUAUCCCCUUAAGUAUCCUAUCUUUUUUGAUGGCCCGUUUUCCCCCUGGAAAGGUAUUUUGCUGUACGGCCCACCUGGUACAGGGAAAACGAAGUUAGCGAAGGCAGUCGCGACAGAAUGCCAUUGCACCUUUUUUAACAUAACUGCCAGCUCAUUGGUCAGCAAAUGGAGAGGCGAUUCCGAGAAGUAUAUACGUGUAAGUUGCUUUGUCUAUGUUUUAUUUGAACUUGCCUAUAGUCAUUCGCCUACAAUUAUUUUUAUCGACGAGAUUGGCUGGAUCGCCACAAAUAAAGGAGACUGUAUAUUGUCUGAACCUGCAAAGAGAUUCAGAUCAGAACUUCUUUCUAGAUUGGAUGGAUUAGUGUCUAAUGAGAAUUCUAAUGUAGUUCUUCUGGCUACAACUAAUUCCCCUUGGGGCAUUGAUGCAGCUUUACUCAGGCGUCUCGAAAAGCAAAUAUACGUAUCAUUACCCAAUGAAGUUGCUCGACUUGGUAUAUUCAAAUUAUACCUUAGCAACCACUUAUUAGAAAAUACAGAUAUUGUAAACCACAUAGUAAAAUGUACUGAAAGAUAUUCUUGUGCAGAUAUAAAAUUGCUUUGUAAGCAAGCGUGGCUACUAGAAAUAAGCCCGAUAUGGAGGAGACUUGAAAAGAAAGAAACACCUGUUACCACUUUGAAAUAUGAAUUAAAAAGUUAUGAAAUAUUAGCAAAAUUGUUAAAAAAAAUGUCACCUACAGUUAUGCAAAUAGAUAAAUAUGAUACGUGGAACAAAUAAAUACGCAAUCGUAAGGACAGAUAUUGAAAAAUAUAAAUAAAUGGAUUAUCGUUCGAGAAAUCAUUCGUAUGUGUGUGCAUGUGUGUGCGCGCGCGCGCUAUAGGCUAAGUUUAAAAUGUUCGGUUGUAUUAUAUCCUUGUAUUAUAUAUGUCGGAGAUGAAAGGAAAACCGGAGCCUUCCCUUUGCAAUUUUGAGGAAGCCUUCUAAUGCUUUAGCCUAGAUUUUAUCAUAACUGUAAUUAAGCAAUUGUCAUUUGUAAUUGUUUGAUAUUUGUGAAAGCGAAAGUGGGUUCGAGGUGACAACUGGUCGCCGAACGUAGCCACGGUCACGGAAUAAACGUUUUGCCUGACGAAGGUGUGGAUCGGUUGUAUUGUUCUCCCUAGAAAUCACAUAGAAUUGUACUUUAGAGAUGUCGAUAUAAUGGGACACACGUUGUAUUAGGAAUCAAUCUCCAGACAGAAACUGCCUAGUAACGGCGUUUGAAUCUUUCUCGAUGUUUCCAAAGAGUAUACAACAAACUUUUGACAGAAAUUGCCUAGCAACAACGAUUGGAACCUUCUCGAUGUUUCCAGCGAGCAUAUAACAAACAAAUGCAAUCGUAUAGCGAAAAAGAUUUUCAUCAGAUAUUCAUUCGUGUGAUCACCUUGGAAAGUGAUACAUCGAGCAAUUUACCGAGUGUCUCAGCAAUUGUAGUUUGUGUUUAAAAUUAUUCUACACAUAGUAAAGAGUUAUCCUGUUGACCGUGGAUUCGUUUGAACCCCGGAACAUUGUUAAUAGCGUUAAUUAAAUUCAUUAUUCGUGAAACUUAUCAAUCGUUAAUCUCAUUAUACGUUAAAUUCAUUAUUCGUAAGACAUAUUAUUCGUUCCUCUUAUUGUUCGUUAAACUUAUUAAUCUUUAAUCUAAUUAUUAGUUAAACUUAUCGUUUGUUAAUCUUAUUAUUUAUUAAACUCAUUAUUCAUAAUAUUUUGUAAAACCUUGUUUAUUCGCGUAAAUAUAUUCUCUGUUUCGUAAAACAAUGGCUAAUUCAAACGAAGGAUCAUUACGCGCCUUAAAUCCUAAUGAUAACCCGACAUAUAUAUGUGAGUGUAUUUUAUCAAAAAUAUGUUUUUUAUGUUUUCUUAUCUUAGUAAUUAUUUUUAAAAAAGUCUUAAAGUCUUAUAUGAAAAUAAAGCUGUUCUUUAUUUCAAAUAAUUGAAGUAAAUAAAUACAAUGAGUUUUAUAUUUUA
Messenger RNA from Bombus huntii, 3673 nucleotides. Its product is annotated as katanin p60 ATPase-containing subunit A-like 2. Bases 1214 to 2446 code for a protein of 410 amino acids. The transcript has 8 exons. The record is from RefSeq and is a predicted model, not a curated record. NCBI's taxonomy places the organism in Eukaryota, Metazoa, Arthropoda, Insecta, Hymenoptera, Apidae. Gene Ontology annotation, molecular function: ATP hydrolysis activity; ATP binding.